AUGAAUAACGAUUUGAAUAACUUCCCAUUCCCAUAUUUCCCUUCCCCACCACCCCCUCCUCCUCACCCCAUCUCUCCACCCCCCCCUCCACCUCAUCCAACCUCCCCACCACCAAAACCCCACCCUCCUCCUCGUCCUCAUCCUCCACCUCAUCCUCGUCCUCAUCCUCCUCCAUAUAAAAAGAAGAAGAGCACAGUAAUAGUUGAAGAAAAAGAAGUGAAACACAUCGAUGAUCAUCUAAAAAUCAAGGAAGCAAUUGUUGAAGGACCUCAUGAGAAGCUUGAGACAACAGUGCUCUUCGUGGAAGAAGCUUUGCAUGAAAAAGAUGAUGUUGUAAGGACAAAGAAAGAGUUAGAAGAAACUCAUCAUCAUCAUAACUUAUUGCAUGCUAAUGAUAAAUCUUCAGAAAUUACAUCUUCUGCUCUUGAAGCUGGCCAUAGACAAACUUGA
This is a messenger RNA of Capsicum annuum, 450 nucleotides long. Its product is annotated as protein TRACHEARY ELEMENT DIFFERENTIATION-RELATED 7-like. The record is from RefSeq and is a predicted model, not a curated record. Lineage: Eukaryota; Viridiplantae; Streptophyta; Magnoliopsida; Solanales; Solanaceae. The coding region runs from base 1 to 450 and encodes 149 amino acids. The transcript is spliced from 2 exons.